UUAAUUUUAAUAAGGCUACUGAAUCUUCUUUAUAUUUUAUGAAACUACGCGUGAUUUUGUCUUCGUUAUUAGACUUUUAGACAUUCAAGGAAUGGAUAAUAGCAAUAAAAUUGUGCCUCCCCAUCUCAAUGCUGAGGUGUACAGGACAGACACCACCGGUACUGAUACUGUCUCGUAUUUGGAUUAUAUUCACCUCCAUUCAGAUGGCAGUGCACUAAUAGGUUGCUCAGAACUCACUGGGCGGUAUUGGAAUGGUGGAGCCAGUGUCUUCCGUGAUGUCACAGAAGCACAAAAAGGUUUAAAAGAAGCUAAGAAGAAUUUUUAUCUUACUAGUGGAACCCCUGAUGGAUGUUUUGUGGUUGAUUCUACUAAGUUGUUACUCUGUGAAGACAGUGGUGCUCUAAGUGUUUGGGCAACAAAUGAUGAUGUCUGGAAAACAUGGAGUGAACUAAUAACUGUUGCUGAACAUGAUGACGCAGCUUUAGCAGUUGAUUGUUUAGAUAGUGGGAAGGAGUAUGUGACUGUUGGUGCUGAUGGCAAUAUAAAGAUUUGGGACAUACACGAAAUGAUUUGCUUGAGGAAUUACAACGCAGCUCACAACAGGGCAAUCUGUGGAGUAGCCGUGAGGCCUAAUUCAGCCACAAGUUUUGCUACUGCAUCAUUGGACCAAUAUGUUACUUUGUGGGAUGACAAUAUUGUUAAACCAGUGCUAGAUCUAGUAACGAAUGACUGCGGCGUGCGCUGUCUAAAAUGGGUAACUGAAAAUAGUGUUGUAUAUGGCGAUGAAGCAGGCGUGUUAAGACUAGUCGAUGUUAGAAAUACAGGGGAUGCACAUACUCUGGCUGAAUAUCCUGCAGCCGUCCAUCGACUCGCCGUCCAAUCUGAGUCUCAAAACAUAGCAGUAUGUUGUGAUAACAAGGCCGUAACAGUGUGCAACAUUAGCGACAUUAGCAAGCCAAAGACAAUGUAUCAGGACAAAGUAACCCACCAAAAUUAUGUCAGAUGUGCUGCUUGGGAUUUGAAAGAAACAAAUGUCUUACACACUGUAGGAUGGGAUGGUGAACUCAAAACUCACAAUUUAUCAUAAGUUCUUAAAUUGUAGUUUAUGUGUAAGGAUAAUUAUUUUGAAAUGUGAUUUUUUAUGUUGAUCGAACCCGUCGAAAUAUAGAUAUCCAAUUUAUAAAAAAAUAUUCUUU
Hyposmocoma kahamanoa is the source of this 1196-nucleotide messenger RNA. Its product is annotated as methylosome protein 50-like. Gene Ontology annotation, biological process: oocyte axis specification. The record is from RefSeq and is a predicted model, not a curated record. Gene Ontology annotation, molecular function: protein binding. The transcript has 6 exons. The coding region runs from base 92 to 1087 and encodes 331 amino acids. Lineage: Eukaryota; Metazoa; Arthropoda; Insecta; Lepidoptera; Cosmopterigidae. Gene Ontology annotation, cellular component: methylosome.